Larimichthys crocea (large yellow croaker) is the source of this 2403-nucleotide messenger RNA. It is a transcript of the gene phactr3b, whose product is annotated as phosphatase and actin regulator 3b. The record is from RefSeq and is a predicted model, not a curated record. The coding region runs from base 243 to 1868 and encodes 541 amino acids. NCBI's taxonomy places the organism in Eukaryota, Metazoa, Chordata, Actinopteri, Sciaenidae. The transcript has 13 exons. Gene Ontology annotation, molecular function: actin binding. Gene Ontology annotation, biological process: actin cytoskeleton organization.
UUCUUUUUUUAAUCAAACACAAACCCUAAAGUCGGAUUUAAUGGUGGUUUACGAGCAGCACGUGAAGGAGGCGUGAUGCUGCGCGCGUAAUGGAUUUCCCCAGCACUGCUCCUUAUCGGGGACCAGGAGCUGCAGCUGCAGCAGUCCAACCACAUUAAAUCUGCUCCACCACUUGAUGCCGGUGACCUUGGCUGACGGUGGUUACACCUUACAGUCUUGCAUUGCGCCUUUUCCCAUCCACCAUGGCAUCAUCGGACGGGCUGGAUGAGGAUUGCGUGUUGCAGCGGGGGAGAUCACAGAGUGACCCCAGCAGCAUCACCGAGGUCCGCUUGGGUGAAGCGCACAGAGCAGACGUGAUGGACCAGCAGAGGGUGCUGCAUUCGGGUUGCCUGGUCUCAGGGGUUCGUACGCCUCCCGUCCGCCGCAACAGCAAGCUGGCCAGCUUGGGACGCAUCUUCAAGCCCUGGAAAUGGAGGAAAAAGAAAAACGAGAAGCUGAAGCCCACCGCAAGUGAGUCGGUGGAGAAGAAGGCAGCUGUACGACAGAAGAGAGAUGACCUCGUCAGGAGGAACCCUGGGGAGAUGGAGACAGAAUCAGAUCUUGCUUGUGGGGGUAACAGUGAAGAUCCAGACACCCCGACUCACUCGGACGGCGAGGAGAGAGAUGAAGAGCCUGUGGCUCCUCUGGCCAGCAGCAGUGAAGACCUGGGCAGCGAUUUGGAAGCUUCAACAGUACAAGACAUGACUGAAGACUCAAAGACAGCGGGAGAUCCCAGUCAGAGCGAAGAUGGAGAAGAUGAAAGCACCUCACUCAGCGACCCCAGUGACGAGCAGCCGAUGGGGAAGGCGGAGGCUGUUGAAGGGAAAUUGGAGGUGACGGCCGCACAGCCUCCGAGACGAGUCAGCACCUCCCCUCCGCCCAGCCUGCCAGUCAAACUACUCACCAGACUGGGCAGCCUAGACUGCGUUCCUUCUGUGCCAGUUAAGAAGUCCCCAGCCACCUUACCCAGGAACUUCACACUUCCCAAAGACCCUCAUGGCUCCCUGUUGAGAGGCAGGAUCUCCACACCUACUGGGUCCCCUCACCUCGGGUCACUACACCCACAACUGCCCCCUAGCUGCAUCAUUGAGGAACUGCACCGCGCCCUGGCCACCAAACAUCGACAGGACAGUUUCCAAACGAAGGAGGCGCGCUCGUCUCUGAAGCGCCGGCUGGACGGCCGUCUGUCCCGCACGUCCAGCACAGAAAGGGAGCCCGCUGGGGAGUCGGAGAGCAAGAAAGAGUCUGACGAGAACAAAGAGAACUGGCGUCUGGACGAAUACUUGAGCGAUCAGGACAGCUGGAACGAAUCUGUGAUCUCUGGGACCCUCCCGCGCAGGAUGAGGAAGGAGCUGCUGGCCGUGAAGCUUCGAAACCGGCCCAGCAAGCAGGAGCUGGAGGACCGCAACAUCUUCCCCGUCCGCAGCGACCAGGAGCGGCAGGAAAUCCGCCAGCAGAUAGAGAUGAAGCUGGCCAAGAGACUGAGCCAGAGACCGGCCGUGGAGGAGCUGGAGAGCCGGAACAUCUUGAAGCAAAGAAAUGACCAGACAGAACAGGAGGAGAGGAGGGAAAUCAAACAGCGGCUGAACAGAAAGCUGAACCAGCGGCCGACAGUGGACGAGCUGCGGGACAGAAAGAUCCUCAUUCGUUUUAGUGACUAUGUGGAAGUGGCCAAAGCUCAGGACUACGACAGACGAGCUGACAAGCCCUGGACCAGACUGUCAGCUGCUGACAAGGCAGCGAUACGGAAGGAGCUGAACGAGUUCAAAAGUAAUGAGAUGGAAGUUCAUUCUUCAAGCAAGCAUCUGACAAGGUUCCACCGGCCUUAGCAAGGUUUCUUCUGUGAAGAGUUGCUGGUAAUCUGGUUCUGUCAGCGAAGACCUUGCACGGAGUCUUCCAGCGUCCUGUCCCACAGUCAGUGGGUGUCCUGGUAUUUGUGUCCGGCGAACCUUGGAGGCUAUGUCUCUAGAAAUGGAGCCGCCGGUAGACGGGGACGCAUGCAGCGAGCUCCACUUCUACUCAGAGGAACAUGACCUUAACCCUCACUUCGCCUUGUCAGAGGAGCAGGAAGAAUCAAGGUCAUGUAAUCGCCAUAGACAAGCAGAGACUUUCUUUUGUAAACAGACUCUUUUGAAUGACGUCCUUUUUGAUGCCACAGGGGGAAAAUGUGCAUGUGACCGAGUCGACCAGUCCCACUCCAGUAUCAGUAGUCACAUCCCCAAGCUGUGUCUGAGUCUCACCGAUUCAGUUGAUGAUGUUUCAUAUCAACAGUGUAAAAAGAAACCUUGUCUGUGUAAAAGACAAAAAUCCCUUUGUAAGCACUAUUUAUUGUCUGCACAAUACAGGUUUUCAAUUUGUAACAAA